This is a messenger RNA of Onthophagus taurus, 1360 nucleotides long. RefSeq names its product TNF superfamily member 12 eiger (gene egr). Gene Ontology annotation, molecular function: tumor necrosis factor receptor binding; receptor ligand activity. The record is from RefSeq and is a predicted model, not a curated record. Gene Ontology annotation, biological process: immune response. Gene Ontology annotation, cellular component: membrane. NCBI's taxonomy places the organism in Eukaryota, Metazoa, Arthropoda, Insecta, Coleoptera, Scarabaeidae.
GACCGCCUAACUCGCAUCAGUUAUAUAGAUAGUAGAGACUACUACAGUCAUACAACAGUUCAGUCCAAUAUAAUUCCAUAUACGAUUUCAAAAGGUUUCAGUUUGAACGUUCGGGUUUAACCGUAAACAUGGAAUAUAAAAAGUUCAGCGAUAGCCGAUCAAGUAUUUUGUGGAUAAUAUCAUUGAUGAUAUCAAUCAUAUCGCUCGUAUUAUGUGGUGGUUUAAUGUACAAAAUCUACAAUUUACAACUACAAAUUGUAGAGCUUGAUUUAAAACAUUUGUAUUUACAAAAGGAUUUCUUAGAAAUAUUGAAGCAAUCCGAUGAAUUUCAAUGGACCACCGGCACGUCAGACGAUUAUCAAUAUGAUUACGAAAACGACUCCGAAUACUCAGAGUUACAAUUUAAACCAAUCGAACAGAACUCGACAGAAAACAAAGAACAAUUAUUAAACAGCGACAAUCAAAGAAUUAAAUUGCGAUUAAAACGUGAGUUAUUAAGAAGAACCUUCGAUGGAGUUCCUGUUAAUUCAGAAUCAUACGAAGAUGCAAAAAAAAAUAAAUCAAGUAAAACUGCUCCAACAUCCCCUGGAACGUACGUUAGGCAAUCAAGAGUGAUGCGUGUUGAAGACAAAUCAAAAGUUUUUAGAAGGUUAAUUAAAAAGCCGAUUUUAAAAUCAGCCGAUUUGGUGCUUGAAGACGAUCAAAAUCGCCAAAUUCGUCGUAAACACCGUCAAAGACGCGUUGAUUCGGGUGAAAGAUAUUCAAAAUUGAAACCUGCGAUCCAUUUAAGUGGGGAUGUCUAUGUGUCAAAUGGUUUGGCGCAUCACGAAGCUGAACAUUACAAGAAUUGGUCGAGAGAGUCUUGGGUUAAAGCGUUAGGUAUGGAUCAAUAUUUUCUCCUUGAAAACGGUUAUUUGAAAAUAUCCGAACCUGGAUUGUAUUUGAUUUAUGCUCAAGUUUUGUAUUUUGACGAACACGACACUAACGGUUUUUACGUUUAUAAAAAUGAUGAGAUUAUUCUUCAAUGUACAACAACAUCGCAUUCGACUCAUCACGUCCGGAAAUCCAAUACUUGUUAUACGGCUGGUAUUAAUCAUUUGAAUGAAGGCGAUCGUCUUCGUGUACACGAUAUCGAAUCUUAUCGAUACUCUAUAUUUAGACCAGGAAAAUCAUUUUUCGGCGCUAUUAAGUUAAGCGAUGUUAGAAAAGUACAUUAAAAUUUAUUCGAAAAUAAUUAUUUUAUUGCUUAUUUAUACGCUUAAACGUUCUUUUAUAAUUUUUUUAACAAACAUGCUUUUUUACCGUUUUCGUUUGCCUUUAAUCAUUGUAUAUAUAUAAAAAUAAAGAUUUUAUUGUCAAA